Hippocampus zosterae (dwarf seahorse) is the source of this 8077-nucleotide messenger RNA. RefSeq names its product WD repeat domain 81 (gene wdr81). Gene Ontology annotation, molecular function: phosphatidylinositol 3-kinase regulator activity; protein binding. The record is from RefSeq and is a predicted model, not a curated record. Bases 956 to 7090 code for a protein of 2044 amino acids. Gene Ontology annotation, biological process: aggrephagy. Gene Ontology annotation, cellular component: mitochondrion. The transcript has 11 exons. NCBI's taxonomy places the organism in Eukaryota, Metazoa, Chordata, Actinopteri, Syngnathiformes, Syngnathidae.
UAGGGUACGAUAAACGUAUGUUAAAUUAAUGUUCAACUCGAGUGUCUGUUUUGUAUGAAUUUAAACGACACCGUCGUGUUAACUCGUGUCAAGCUCAAGGAUGCUUCUAGCUUAAAUUUGUAAAUCAACGAACGCAUUUUUAAGUGUUGUGUUUAUUAAUUACUCGAGCUUUCUUUUGGAUGUGCGUUAUACAGUCUCAUUAAAAUUAGAGAAGUUAUUCUAAAGUUUUAAGGACGAAUUUGCACUUGGUUGAUGUUGUACGUUUGCUUGAGUGAGGUUGGAUGAUGACCAUGUCUGAAAGAAUUCAAUAAAAACGAAUACAAGGUAAUAGCUCCCAAUAAUUUGUUAUAGUAAAUGGCGCUUUCCAAAAUUUUAAGACUAACUGCACUGUUAAUCUUUCACCUUACUUUGUUUUAAUUUCAAACGCGUACCAAAAUAAAAUGUCAUUACUGGAAGGGUUAGAAAAGCUGUUCAAUGUAGCACAAUAUAUACGUUGUGUGUGUGUGUGUGUGUUUUUAAACUAGCUUCUCAGUGUCUCCAGACAUGUUUUUACUGCAAGCAGUGAAUGAUCACCGGCAGUGCACUUUGAACUUCGGUAGCUGCAAAAAGAAAUUAAUUAAACAAAUAGGGCCUGCCAAUAAUAUUGGAAUUAACAAUUCAUACAGUUGUUGUAUAGUUACAUCUCACUGAAUUUUAAAGUAGUAGAAAAUGGUCCACUCAGUGGAAUUCAAGUUAUGGUUUAUGGCACAUCAUGUGAGUUCACUCUUUCGUGUCAUGUAAUCACGGUGCUACUAUAGUAUGCAUGCAAUACGGCUACGACCUUUCUUCUCGUCUGUUUUUUUUCUUUCUUCUCAGGACAUGUGUAAGAAGCAAUUAAAUGUGUCCUUGCAGUUAAAGAGACCUUCUGUCUCCAUGUGAGUGUAGCUGGACACUUUGCAGGCCUGAGCACGUCACAAUGGAUUGGCUGGUGUGCGCUGUGGAAAAAGACCUGGGGAUCGACCGGAGGCAGGUGGGCGCCGGGGCCCGUCAACAGGAGCUUAUCGCUCUGGUGCCUGUGCGCUGGCUGGCGGCUCUCCGUGACAGGAAACUUGUGCGUUUCGUCCGCUUGGAAAGUAUCAGCGAGGCAGAAAUCCGCACCUACCUGCAGUGUUCCCAGGCUAAGCUGCCGCCUGGCUGGACACGAGUGUGCAUCCAGGGUUUAAGGAAAAGCAAGCUGAGCUACAGGCUGGUCCGAGACCCGUGUCUUCAACUGAAUGACUCAUCAACAAAGGAGUCCUACGUUAGCACCAUGCAGCAUGUGUCACUGCAUAAUGUCAGGAAUCUGUGGCGUGAAGCCCACUCCAGACUUGUGCAGCCGUAUGCCGGAGCCAGUGAGCAGAUGCAUGUCACGGCUGCGGAUGCAGUUCGACACUCCCUUCAAAAGCUCUUUAAAUCUGCCUUCAUCUCAUGUGAAAAAGCAUCACCGUCUCUCUCUCCGGCCAAAGAAAAGGAGAACAUCUUGCCGUCGUCCGUGUCUGCUUCUUCCAAGCCAAAAUUGGACCAUUUGUGCCCCAAUGUUUUGUCAGCCGAAUGUCUGCUGGAGACGGCAGAGAUGCUCUAUGUGGUUCUACCUUACACACAGUAUUCACUCCAUGACCUCGUGUCCUUCAGCCCAGCCAAGCUUGCCAAUAGUCACGCCAAAGUUCUGUUCAUUCUUUACCAGUUGCUGACAGCCAUGCAGGCGUGCCACACUGCAGGGCUGUCCUGCGGGGACCUCUCCCUGCUGGACAUUGCGGUGGACGAGCAGCUCUGCAGCCGACUUAAGGUCAACCUUGCCCAUUAUGAGGAACUGGGCAACGGUGAUGAUCCUACCAGGCUGGUACCCAAAAGUGCCCCACCAAGAGUCAAUGUGCGUUCGAGCCAGGAGAACAAAAUGCUUUGCAAGGACUGCUUUGAUGAGCUCAAAACUUUAGUUCUUGACUGGGUCCAUGGGCGUGUAAGCAACUUUUGCUACUUGAUGGAGCUCAACAGGUUAGCGGGGCGACGAGAGGGAGACCCAAAUUACCACCCUGUGCUGCCGUGGGUGGUGGAUUUCACAGUGCCAUUUGGAAAAUUCCGGGACCUCCGAAGAUCCAAGUUUAGGCUCAAUAAGGGGGAUAAGCAGCUGGAUUUCACCUAUGAGAUGACCAAAGAGGCAUUGGCGGCUGCAGCGGGCAGCGGUCUAGGGGGAGUUAGCGUUGGGGGAGACUUGUGUGGAUCAGUCAGUGCAAGUGGGGCCGGACAGCCAGACCACCUCCACGUACCUCAUCAUGUGUCGGACGUGCUCUCGGACAUUACAUACUACGUCUACAAAGCCCGGCAGACCCCCAAAUGGGUGCUGUGUAGCCACGUGAGGUCCCAGUGGGAGCCGAACGAAUACCCCUCCAGUAUGGAGCGCAUGCAGAGCUGGACGCCUGACGAGUGCAUUCCCGAAUUCUACACAGACCCCUCCAUUUUCCGCUCAAUACACCCUGACAUGCCGGACUUGGAUGUGCCUUCAUGGUGCCAGUCCUGCGAGGAGUUUAUCGAGGUCCAUCGGCGCCUCCUGGAGAGCAGGGAGGUGUCUCAGAACCUGCACCACUGGAUAGACCUCAAUUUUGGCUUCAAGCUGUCAGGCAAAGACGCAGUCAAAGCGAAGAAUGUGUGCUUGCAUCUAGUGGACAACCACACCCAUCUGACCACGUAUGGUGUGGUCCAGUUGUUUGACCAGCCCCACCCGCCUCGCUUAUCCGCUUUCCAGUAUGCUCCGGCAGAACCUCCACUCGUAGGCCUCGCUGCCCUUGACGUGCCUUCUCUACACAUCCCACAAAUCGACAUGGCGCCUGCCUCUGUGGAUGGAAUGGUGCCAGAGUCCACUGGCUGUGAGUCCAGUGCCUGGACCGUGCUCGACAGAGACGAAGAGCUUGAACAAGGCACCGAGGCCUUGGACUCGUUAGUGUCUACAGGCUCGUCUAAUUCUGCCACUUGCUCUGGUCCACUGCCUAGUAUCAAUACAGGCAAGAUCGCGGAUGCAGCACUCAUAAUGUCUCACUCUCCGACUUCCUUCUCCAGUGAUUUCACAAGUGCUGGGGUACGCAGCACUGUGCUCCAAAGAGGUGGGCCAGUGAACAAAAAGCACAUGGAGGGAGGCGUGACCACCACCAACGCAGACGAUAACAAGAUCCGCCUCCCCGAGGGCUUCAAUCCACUGCAGCCUUUAGAAGAGCUGGAGAAGUUGAACAAUUUCCUGGUUAAGAGUCUGCACACCGAAGUGUUGCAUCCUGAAGGCCCCUCAGAGAGGGAGCUCGGAAUGGCGGAAGCGCCGCUGUCUCUCAUGAGGCUUUAUGAAAGAGAUAUGCAGGCCCUUGGCGUCCUCAUUGCCGAGAUGUUUUACUCCUCAAAAUUUCGAGGCUUAAAACCGGGCGCCUCCCUCAGACAACGUUUCCACGCCGUUUUGAAAAUGUGCUCCCUUGGCUUCCGGGACAUCCCGCUUUCUUUGCAUCACGCUCUUGAGAAACUGCUGCCAAUAGAGAAACAGUCUGGAGCAGCACAUCAGUGUCAACGCCCGCUUCUUUUUAACUAUGAUCCCAUCUGUGAUGGCCUUCCCCCUCCGACUCCCUCCCAGAUACUGAACACGUUCGUUACUCCAUUUCCGUUCCCGUCCUACUUUUCAGGACUCCAUCGCUUUAUCUUCUCCUACCACGCCAAGAUGGAGACUGUAUGUAGACUCCAAGGAAGGGACGUCGUCUUCCAAUUGUGGCAACAGUUAGAAACACUUCUGCGAGGCAACAUGACGGCUGAGGGCCUCGAGAUUCUCUUGCCCUUCAUCCUGGCCCUCAUGCUCGAAGAGUCCACUGCCGUCUACGCUGCUUGGUACCUGUUCGAACCCAUCUCGAGAGUCCUGGGUCCCAGAAAUGCAAACAAGUACCUUUUAAAGCCACUGGUCAAUGUUUUCGAGAACCCUCGCUGUCUUCGGGGACGUUUCUAUCUCUACACCGACUGUUUCAUCCUGCAACUGAUCGUCAGGCUCGGUCUGCAGGCCUUCUUGUCCAACCUGCUCCCACAUGUGCUGCUGGUCCUCACCGGCUUUGAAAGCUGGACCUCUAGUCCGGCCGGAGAAGCUUGCAAAGGGAUGCGCGGUGCCAAUUGUACUCUGGGAGAGGAAGAGGAGGAGGGCUUUCAGGCCGGUCAUGUGCGCUCCUCAUCUGGAUCUAUUCGCGGGAACAUGGGCGGUGGCAGCGGGGCGAGCGCAGGCGUCGGGGUCGUUGGGGACGGCGGGCUGGUGGACUACACCUCAUGCAUCAGUCUCAAUGACCAGGUGUUUCUCUCAGAGGCCGAGGACUUUCAGAAUGAAUUUUACGUGAACGGCGCAGGGGGAGACGGCGGAAAACGGGUGGACCAGAAUUCUGCUGCCAAGGACCAGGACCACGAGUCUUUGAGCGUGGGCAAGCUUAGCGACAAAAGCAGCGCAAGCGAACACUCAUCCGGCGACGGAGACUCCAUGCGGGAUCGAGCCAGUCUUAAAUCAGCCGACAGCAGCCAGGACCUGAAACAAGCCAGCGAGGGAGAGGAGGGAGCAGAGCUGGAUGAGGAGGAGGCCACUCAGGCUCAUGAUUGUAAAGUGGCGGCAGAUGACCUUUCAACCCCCAAACUGGAACUGUCUUUCUCUGGUUGCACAGAAGUUUCGUGUGCUACUGUUGCCACUGUGGAGAGUGAGUUUGUGAACGGAAUGGUAAUGGAAGAGAAAGUCAUUAUGGGGGACCAGGAAGAAGAGGAGGACCAGGAUCCGUCGGAGGAAUCGCAGGCGAAGGAGCAAAAAAUACUUCUCGAUACAGUCUGCAAAACUGUUCGGUGGCUCUCAGCCAAACUUGGACCGACAGUGACCUCUCGAUGCGUGGCCAGGAACUUGCUGCGAUUACUUACAAAUUGCUACCUCGGCCCUGAAAGUCAUCAGUUUGUCGUGCCUGGACCUGAAGAGAGCCCUCUGGAGAGUGUGGGAAUGGGCAGCGUUUAUGAGAAGCGAUCCGUGGUGGGCGACCAGACCGCCUCGUCUGUGCUGGACUGUCUCAUUUACGUCGCUCAGCUUUACGGCGAACCCGUGCUCACUUAUCAGUACCUGCCAUACAUAGGAUACCUGGUGUCUCCGCCGUCCUCGCAGCGUCUCAACACACGCAAGGAGGCCAGCCUGCUGGGAGCUGUUGCACUCACACAGAAGAUAGUGGUCUUUCUCUCUGACACCACGCUAAUGGACAUGCUCAUGAAAAUUAAUCAGGAUGUGCUCCUGCCGCUCCUUGACCUGCUCACCAACCCUCACAUGGGGUUCCCCAGCGGAGGGCAGACACGAACCGUGGUAUGUCUCAAGACACUCAGCCUGAUGGCUCUCAUCUGCCUGCGUAUAGGGAGGGAGAUGGUGCAGCAGCACAUGGCCGACACACUGCGCCGCUACUUUGCCGUUUUCUCCCUGCUGCACUGUUUGCGGCCUCAGAUGGAAAGUGCACCCCGCAGAGUUGUCGGGGAGGUCACGGUGGUGGAUGUGAGCACACCCGAAGAGUCCGGCGUGACUUAUGAAUUGUCAGUCCUGGAGGAACUGCAGUCGGUGUUUAGCACAGAGAUGGCGCAUGCCUCAUACAUCCCAUUUUACUGCCUCAUCGGUGAUAUGGCAAUCCGUAAACUGGUUCCAAACCACGAGCUGGUGUGGCAGUUGGCCUCCUCGUACCAUCAAAGUGUAAGUCAUGUAGUGUCAAGAGUGGACAUGCCUCCAUCCUCCUCUUCUGGUUUCAGCAGGCUGGCCGGUUGCAGCCCCUUCCUCUCUCCUUCCACUAGUUCCACCCAGCUCGGAGACCACCUCCCCGAGUCAGGAACUUUUGGGAGCCAUCUGGUAGGAAACCGAAUCCAAGUGUCCGGGGACUCUUACUAUGGUGGUAGUUUGGCCAGCUCUUGGGGACGCUCCAAUCAUACCGCCACCAUUAACACCGCCCCCUCUGCUGUCACAACCCCAUUCAUCGGCACAACCCCUUUCUCCUCAUCUUGGGUGAUGGGACCCCCUCCGGAAGACAGCGCCCUGAAGCAGGAACUGUCUCGUAGUGGACGCUCCUUGCAAGGCAACUGGCUGGCCUACUGGCAGUAUGAAAUUGGCCUGAACCAGCAAGAUUCCCAUUUUCACUUCCACCAGAUUCGUUUGCAGAGCUUCCUGGGUCACUCGGGCGCCAUUAAGUGUUUGGCACCACUGGCGGGGGAAGAUUACUUCCUCUCUGGGGGUAAAGACAGGACCGUGAAGCUAUGGCCACUCUAUAACCGCGGCGACGGCACGCAGGAAGUGGAGCCCAGGCUAACGUAUUCGGACCAUAGGAAGUCUGUGUUCUAUGUUGGCCAACUAGAAACUUCACAGGAGGUGGUCAGCUGCGAUGGCAUGGUGCACCUUUGGGACCAGUACACAGGGAGGCAGAUCCGCUCAUAUGAAGCCGUGGAUGGGAAAAAUCCAAUUACAGCCGUCACUACCAUGCCUGCGCCACACGGCAGCGUCUUGUUCGGAAGCGCCGAUUCUGUCCUACGCUUCAUUGAUCCUCGCAAGCCGGGACUGCAGCAUGAAUUUCGGCUGGCCUACAACAACAUAAGUGCCGGGCUCAUCCGAUACCUGGCCGUUAGUCCGACGGGACGCACUAUAGCAGCGGGGUUCUCAUCCGGCUUCAUCGUCCUGCUCGAUGCGCGGACGGGCUUGGUGCUGAGAGGCUGGCCUGCACACGAAGGAGACAUUCUCCAAAUGAAGGCAGCUGAAGGGAACUUGGUCAUCAGCUCGUCCACCGACUACACCCUCGCUGUCUGGAAGGACCUGGAGCAAAAGCCCCUGCGUCUAUACAAGUCUCAGUCGGAUCCCGUUCACGCCUUGGACUUCUACAACUCGGAGAUCGUUACGGGCACCAUGGCCAACAAAGUCGGCGUGUACUCGGUAGUGGACAUCUCGCUGAGCCCCGUCAGCAGCACCAAGCUGAGCUCCGAGAACUUUCGCGGAACGCUCACCAGCUUGGCCGUGCUGCCCAUAAAAAGGCUGCUGCUGCUGGGCUCUGACAACGGCGCCAUCCGCUUACUGGCUUGAUUUCCACUGUCCAACUUGAACAAGCAGCAAUCGAUUGAAACAUGUUCACGUAUCUUAAGUCCUGUACAUAUUCUAAAACUAUUUUUUGGGCAUCCGACGAUUCUAUCUCAAACGAUUUUUGGACCUGGUCUGUGAUUGUAUUCCACUACAGACUUGCUCAGGGACCACUUGUUUUCUUCUCUUUCCAAAAGGGGUGGGCAACCUACAGCCCGUGGAGCAUUUGCGGCCUGUGAGAGAGCUUUGGGUGCAAUUCUAAACACAAAUAAAACCUCAGAGGAACUAUUAUUUAAAAUGAAAAAAAAAAACAAAAACAAAACAUUCAACCCACAGAUGCUUUGUAUAAUAUAUUAAUGAUACACACGUAUUCAAUCAUGUUUGUCAUACAUUCAGUGUGUCCCACCACUGAAAUCAACACUUACGCAACACCCACAAAUACGACCUUUUGACCUACCCUUUACCUGUGUCCAAUGCACUGACUAAACUAUGCAGUAUUUCUCGAUCAAAUCUUUGUGUGUGUGUGUGUUUGACUUGUUUCAUCUCAUGUUAAGGUUAGGCUGCCUCGCGUGAACAUUGUGAUUCGAUGGUUAAAUGAUUUUAAUCCAUGAAUAAAAUUAUUUUAAAAUUUGUUUUCUGAACAGUUUUGACCAUCUCUACGGUCUGAGUCAACGCCAAGAUUUUGUACUUGAACAUUUUUACGCAAUGGCAUAUAUCAUUCAUUAAAGGUCAAUUCUUAACCAGAAAAUACACUAUUAAAACACGACCCGAGUUUCACUUCAGACGUAUGCUUCUGCUCUCGAUUGUAUUUUUCCAAUCUCAAAAGCCCUGACACAUCAAUGGAACUUUUUUUUUUUUUACUCCCGCUCAAGCUCCAUAAUCAGUAAUUGACGCAAUGGUGUGUUUUAAACUCUGGUUCGUCAUCGGGUAUUUAUCAAGAGGUCCAUGGUUACACUUAUUUAUCAUUUGGGUAAAUAAAAACAAAUGUCUCAA